Messenger RNA from Lineus longissimus, 3812 nucleotides. RefSeq names its product afadin-like. Gene Ontology annotation, molecular function: protein binding. NCBI's taxonomy places the organism in Eukaryota, Metazoa, Nemertea, Pilidiophora, Heteronemertea, Lineidae. The record is from RefSeq and is a predicted model, not a curated record. Bases 120 to 2285 code for a protein of 721 amino acids. The transcript has 18 exons.
CUCCAAGACUCUGGCUCCAGGAAGAAUAGUCCAAAUCGCAAUGUCAACAUUCCAAAAUAAUUUUUAGUAAAAGUAUACUUUAUCACAUUAUAUAAGUUGCCGAACUGAACCAUGUCAAGAUGAUGGCCUCUACAUUAGUUCUAACUGAGAAUAAUACUCUGGAAACAUCACUCAGACUCCGCCCAGGAUCACCAGAGACGCCGGAACAGAAUGAGCGGGAUACAGAGAUUGUGAUCCUUGAGGAUUGCUCGAGGAGUCUGGGCAUCAAGGUGAUCGGAGGCCGCAGUGACGAAUAUGACAGGUAUUUCGGGUUGUUCAUUAAAAGAGUUCUACCAGGUGGAUUAGCGGACACUGAUGGUCGCAUACAAGAAGGAGACCAGAUUCUGAGCGUGAACGAUGAGAGUCUUAGGAACACAACCAAUGACAAAGGUGUGGCGUUACUUAGGAAGGCAUCAGCAAGCAACUACAUGAAGUUAGUCCUGGCAAGGGAUGAAAAAGCAAGGCAAGAGUAUGCAGAUCUGUUAGAAAGCCAGCAUGGAAACAGCUAUUCGACGUCUGUCAGCGUCAUGUCAUCUAGAGCAAGUACACCUGCACUCAGUCUUCCUCAGGGCAAUUUACCGUGGUAUCCACAAGAUGCACUCCCUGCUGAUGACCAGUCCUCACAAGGGUCAAAUCGGUCUGGACAAUCUACACCACACUAUGAGGAGAACCAGAACUAUCAGGACCAGUAUUCAAGAGAGGACCCCAGCAUCCAAUCCUCCUACCCGCUGACCAUGUCUUCUGAAAGCCCCAAUAUAAUGACAGUGCCAAAAUAUGCCCCACCCCCUAUACCCCCGGCCAUGGGGAUACGAGCACAGCCUAAUAUGGUAUCCACACCACAUUAUAAUACUGAUGGGUAUGCCCAAGGUGCUUCCUCUAAUGGUGCCAGGAGAACUUCCGACCCUUCCACCCACACGUAUUCCAGUAUCACUCACCCCCUGAGUGAAAUGAGCAAUACCCUUGACCCCUCGCCUGUCAUGCCAGCGUCCCGGGGACAAUCUGGAGCUAUGACCUUGCCAGCACGGACGUCCAAACCGUCAAAAAUACACAGUGAUCUGAAGAAGGGAUCUGUUGAUCCGUAUUCCAAAUUCAAAGUGGAAAAGUUAGAAGUGGCACUGCACUACCUUGGGGUAGAUCCGUCCCCAGAGCAGCAACUAGAGUUACGGAGACAGUUGAAGAUCGAUGAGUCAGGGGCUGUCAACUAUCAACAUUUCGUCCAAGUUGCUCAGGAGGUUUUCAAAUACGAACUCAAAAAUAUGAAUAAUUCCCAAGGGGCAAUGUACAUCUCGGCACAAGACAUUACUGACUUCACAGAACCGCCGCAGUAUAACCCAGACUUCCACCAAUCAAAAUAUCUUCCACCGUAUGAUGAUGAUUCAGAACAAGUGAGACGAGAAAGGGACGAGUUACAACGGGAAAAUGAUCGGUUGCGGCUCCAGCUCCGUGAAAAAGAGCAGUCUUGUAGCCGCGCAGAAGAGGAACUGUUGAGAAUCCGUCGAGAUGCCCAAGGUGCCAUACAUGAGACUCGCUCACUGCGGAGUAAAAUCUACUUGGCACAACAAGCACAAAAGGCUGCCAUGAGCAUGGAACAUGAUUAUGAAGAAGUCGUGCGGUUGCUCGAGAGUGAGAUUGCAGAGCUCAAGAGUCAGCAAGCAAAACAAAUGUCCCAUCCACCCCAACAUUCCAAUGGAACCAGUGGGGAGAACCCAGAUGUCCAGAAAAAAAUACAGGUGUUAAAUGGCCAGAUCCGCAAGGCAGAGGUCGGCAAAAAAACAUAUGAAGUCGCGACAGAUAAACUUUUACAAUUUGCCCAGCUCGUCCAUUCCACGCUAAGCAGUCAGGAUACACCAGCCAGCAGCCUGACGAAAAGUGGCCCGACCAAACCGGGGCGACCACCAGGCUACUUAGAUAAACACAAAAAGAUGUCACCACAAGCUCUGGCUCAGGAAGCCAAGGAUGUGGUGAAGGCUGUCAACUCAUUAAUUGAGGCUGAUCCGUUACCCCACGGUUGGGAAGAAGCGUAUAGCCCUGAGGGUAUCAGAUAUUUCAUCAAGGAGGACCAGGAUGCCCUUUCCCCCCUUAGAUGCCCUAGUGAGUCAUGUGAACCAGACUACGACCUGGUCCCAUCCCGCCUCCCACGUGCAGCGCCUCCCCAGAGACGAGGAUUUCAAGAAACGCAUCCAGGAAACACAGACGUAGCACUGUACAGCGGCCUCGACUUGGGCAGACGCCAGUCAGAGGCUUGAUAUAACCAGAGACGUAGCACUGUACAGCGGCCUCGACUUGGGCAGACGCCAGUCAGAGGCUUGAUAUAACCAGAGACGUAGCACUGUACCGCGGCCUCGACUUGGGCAGACGCCAGUCAGAGGCUUGAUAUAACCAGAGACGUAGCACUGUACCGCGGCCUCGACUUGGGCAGACGCCAGUCAGAGGCUUGAUAUAACCAGAGACGUAGCACUGUACAGCGGCCUCGACUUGGGCAGACGCCAGUCAGAGGCUUGAUAUAACCAGAGACGUAGCACUGUACAGCGGCCUCGACUUGGGCAGACGCCAGUCAGAGGCUUGAUAUAACCAGAGACGUAGCACUGAACAGCAGCCUCGACUUGGGCAGACGCCAGUCAGAGGCUUGAUAUAACCAGAGACGUAGCACUGUACAGCGGCCUCGACUUGGGUAGACGCCAGUCAGAGGCUUGAUAUAACCAGAGGGAUGAGACACAUCAUGUUAUUGGAGGAUUUCAAAUAUUUUACAAAAAUCGAUUGAGGAUAUAAUGACUUAAGGGACCAUUUUAUAAAUCUGUACAUAAAUGUAUAUGUGAAUGACAGUCUAUGUUUUAAUUCUGUAGCAUAAAUGUGUAUAUAAUCCAAAAUCAAUGUACAAAGGUUAUCACUUCCCAAUUGUCAAAAAUCAUGUGCAAAAAUUAGCUUUGUUUAUCACUGUUGGCCUAAUUCUGGUUACAGUGGUAAGGUUGAUUGAUGUUAGGAGACAUUUGUAACGACUUCGAUGAUUUCUAGCAUUUCUGAUUUGAGUAUAUUUAUAAUUCUUUAGGCCUAUCUCAUUAUGUACCAGUAUUUACACAGAUCUACUUAGGGGUACUAUCGUCUAUUUGAACUCUUUCUACAUAGUGAUGGAAAACUCAGAUGUGUCAAUGUGAAUAAAGUUAUUUUGCUGAUAAUCCUUCUCAUAGUCCCAUGAUCUGACUCGUAACAAUCUCAUGUAAAAUUGACAAUUUCUCAUGCCUUCACCUCAAAAUAACCGUCCAAUCUGACUUCUCUGUGGCUUUCGGUUUCAUUUUAAUAAUUUGUUGAUUUUAAAUCAUGGCAUUUUAUCAAUGAACAUAAAUCAUCAAGAAACAAAUUACAGCUACAAAACUGUUGUUGUGGCUGGUCUUGGCUUGGGUAUGGGGAAUCAACACCCUGGAGUGACUUUCUGACUAGUGCAACCAAAACUGAACUGUUUCUAAACUUCGAAACCAUGUUGAUAUAAACCAGCUGAUACAAGUGUUGUCAACUUUAUAGGAAUCAUAAUUCUUUAAGUCUAUUUUGGGGUCAAACCAGGAAUUCUCUAAAAGAAUCCUCCCCUUUCCAAUGUCAAUUUACUUAGGAAUCUAUGCAUGAACCUUCCAUCCUCUGUUGAAAUAGUUUGCACUAUCUUUUAUAAUAAUCAUGUGUUCUUAUGAAUGCGAAAAUGUAUAGUCAUUUAUUUAUUUUAUAACUUUAUUUCUGUAAUUUUUGUACAGCUUACUCAAAUAUACAGAUUGUAAAGACCAAAGAAA